GUCAGGUGACCGGAGCGCAGUUAGUCAGGGAGAGUGGUCCGCCGCCAUCAUGUACCGAACUCCGAUGCGGCGCGGCUUUUCCCCGGACUCCCCCCGGGACGUCUACCGGAAGUCCCCUACCUCUCCCCCCCACCAUGGCCGGUCCCGACGCUCUUGGUCCCGCUCCCCUGAUAGGACAAAGCACUCUCCGCCUAGGAGAGGCCGAUCCCCUGCCAGAAACAGAUCCCGAUCACGGGGCCGGUCCCGGUCUAGGCCUGGAGCCUCCCACCGCUCCAAAUCCCGGCCCCGGUCCAAAUCCCGACCCCGCUCAAAAUCCCGGCCCCGCUCCCCAUCGCCCUACUCCAAGCGCUCGGGGGAGGACUAUACGUAUGAGGGGCGUGACAAGCGCCGAUACUCACCCAGCUACAGGGGCAGGUCACCGCCAGGGUCCCGCUCCCCAGACCGCCAACCCAGAUCGGGCGGAACGAAGGAUUGGCGUUCUGGGGAUUCUCAGGGGCAUUCUGGAUACGCCCGCGCCAGCCCGCGUCCUACAGAAGAGCCUCUGCCCAUGCCCAAAAAAUCCAUUUUAAAGAAGCGCAGUGAUGUGGAAGCCGCCAGCAAGGAGAUGUCUCCUCAGAUUCUUCGGCCUUGCCAUGCGGUUAGGAUCAUAGACGUCAUCACAUUUAAUACUUUCUGGUCUGUAGGAACGCCUGUGCUGAAGUGGUGGCACCAGGGUCCUGGCAACAGACUCCUGGUUGCUAUAGCAACAGGGAGUUUGUAUAUCUCUGCAAAGCCGGCUGUUUGUAUAUGUCUGUCGGAGGUGAUUCGGGUGGCUCUGAAGCCGCCUGCUGACUUCCACUGCCUACAAAGGAUGCCACCUCCUCCUGGGCACCCGGGAAGCUCAUGGCGGGGGGUCGGUUGGGAGAGCGGAGAGCUAUCGGCAAACAUCUGUCCACUGAUCGUCCCUGUGGAGGAUGAAAUCGGAAGCAAAACCGUUUCAAAGCUUCAUUCCCCGGUCGCUGUGGCCGAGGAUGACGCUAAUCGAUUGCGAUCUGUGCCUGAUUUGCACGGAAAUGCAUGUGUGAAAACGCCAAUUGCGCCGCACAUCUAA
Nanorana parkeri is the source of this 1090-nucleotide messenger RNA. Its product is annotated as serine/arginine repetitive matrix protein 2-like. NCBI's taxonomy places the organism in Eukaryota, Metazoa, Chordata, Amphibia, Anura, Dicroglossidae. The record is from RefSeq and is a predicted model, not a curated record. Bases 50 to 1090 code for a protein of 346 amino acids. The transcript has 5 exons.